Echinococcus granulosus is the source of this 1545-nucleotide messenger RNA. Its product is annotated as Aspartyl-tRNA synthetase, cytoplasmic. Bases 1 to 1545 code for a protein of 514 amino acids. Gene Ontology annotation, biological process: aspartyl-tRNA aminoacylation. Lineage: Eukaryota; Metazoa; Platyhelminthes; Cestoda; Cyclophyllidea; Taeniidae. The transcript has 9 exons. Gene Ontology annotation, molecular function: ATP binding; aspartate-tRNA ligase activity; RNA binding. Gene Ontology annotation, cellular component: aminoacyl-tRNA synthetase multienzyme complex; cytosol; cytoplasm. The record is from RefSeq and is a predicted model, not a curated record.
AUGCAAAUGGGAGGGAAAAAGAAGGGGGGUGAUGUGCAGGUCGCUGGCGAUGUUGAAAAGGCCACCAAAGCGGUUAAUAAUAUGAAGUUGGACGACCCCGAGGAGGAUUUUUCAAAGGACUUCUACGGAGUCUGCGCUAUGCACCAGUCUCAAUCAAUGGAAGGUCCCGCUUAUACUGAAAUUCACGAGCUGUUUGACAAGAAAUACUUGGAUCACGAAGUUUGUAUUCGAGCUCGUCUCCAUCGCAGCCGCGCUAAGGGAAAAUUGUGUUUUAUUGUUCUUAGGGAUAGGCAGUAUUUGCUGCAGUGUGUUUUGUCUUCCGGUGAGAAGGUCUCGAAGUCUAUGCUUAAAUUUGCUGGAAACAUUUCCAAGGAAUCCAUUGUUGACGUGUAUGGUGUGGUGAGGGCGUCACCGGUCGCGAUUGAAGGGUGCUUUCCUGACAGUGUCGAACUACACAUAACCAAGGUGUUCGUUAUCAGCGCUUCUUCGCCUGUCCUCCCCUUCCAAAUCGAAGAUGCUAUGCGACCGGACGAAGAAAAUGACGAUCACCUGUCCCGAGUUAAUCAAGAUACUCGUCUCGACAAUCGCUUCAUUGAUCUUCGGACGCCAGCCAACCAGGCAAUCUAUCGUGUCGAACACGGCGUUGUUCAUCUCUUCAUGGAGUAUCUCGACAAUCAUGGUUUUACGAUGAUUCACACCCCAAAGAUAAUUGGGGGUGCUUCUGAGGGUGGAGCCAACGUUUUCAAAUUUCAGUACUUUAAUUCUCAAGCCUGCCUUGCCCAAUCGCCUCAGCUGUACAAACAGAUGGCGAUUGCUGCUGAUUUUGGACGUGUGUACACCAUUGGUGGUGUGUUUCGAGCUGAAGACUCUAACACUCAUAGGCAUUUGUGUGAAUUUGUUGGUUUAGAUUUGGAAGUCGCUUUUAAGACUCACUAUCACGAAGUCGUCGAUCUCAUUGCUGAUAUGUUCGUCAGUAUCUUCAAGGGUCUCCAACGCCAAUAUACUGCGGAAAUCGAAGCAGUUAACAAACAAUACAAGGCAGAGCCAUUCGAGUUUAUCGAGCCAACUCUGAAAUUGGAGUUUGCUGAGGGUAUAAGAAUGCUGAGAGAGGCUGGGUGGGACGUGGAAGAGUUCGCUGAUUUGAGUACUCCAGCUGAGAAGUUUCUGGGAAAGUUGGUGAAAGAGAAGUAUAGAACAGACUUCUACAUUUUGGACAAAUUCCCUUUAGCAAUUCGUCCAUUUUACACCAUGCCUGACCCACACAAUAAGGCCCUUUCGAAUUCUUACGACUUCUUCAUGCGUGGUGAAGAGAUAAUGUCGGGCGCUCAGCGAGUUCACGAUCCCGAGUUCCUGACAGAACGAGCUAAAGCUCACGACAUCGACAUAAAGACUAUUCAGUCGUAUAUUGAUUCCUUCCGCUAUGGAUGCCCGCCUCACGCUGGUGGUGGCAUUGGUCUUGAACGCGUGACAAUGCUCUUCUUGGGUCUUGACAACAUAAGAAAGGUCUCCAUGUUCCCUCGCGAUCCUAAGCGUCUCGCACCCUAG